UAAAUUGAGAGUUUCCUUGUACAAAUUUAUGAAGAUGUGCCUAAAUAAAUUAGAAAAAUGGUGCAAUUUACUUUAAAAAACUGAAGCAAAAUAGUUUAAAAAGGUGGAAAAGAAAAGUACUGAAUUUUCUAAGCAGUAUCGCGAAAGCAAAUUAAAAAGAAAAUUAUAAGUAAAUUAAGGAAAUUCAAAUCAAUUCCCGAACUGUUAUUUAAAGAAUGAAAAUUUAGAAAAUUGAAGUAAAGAAGAAACAAAAAAAAAUUUCUGUAUGAUGGAUCAGUCUUUGGAUAUGACGCAAUCGAAACUUGAUAUGGGUGGAAGUAACAUUGAAUUUUGUUUGGUCUGUGGUGAUCGAGCUUCAGGACGACAUUAUGGAGCAGUUAGUUGUGAGGGAUGUAAAGGAUUUUUCAAAAGAUCGAUAAGAAAACAACUUGGAUAUCAAUGUCGAGGAUCAAUGAAUUGUGAAGUAACAAAACAUCAUCGAAAUCGAUGUCAAUAUUGUCGAUUACAGAAGUGUCUUGCAUGUGGAAUGAGAAGUGAUUCUGUGCAGCACGAACGAAAGCCAAUUGUUGAUAGAAGACAACCAGAGAACAAAAAUGCAUCAGUAGAAAAUGAGCAAAACUCAACACUCUCAGCUAAACUUCGCAUGAAGAAAGAAUCGUCAAAUGAUUCUGUGAAUUAUUUAAGUUUAUUUCAAUUGAAUCCUUUAUUAAUUCAUGCAGUCAAUCCAGCACAAGCUUUCUCUUCUGGUGUUCCUCAAUCAACAGCAAAACAACUCACAGACUCAACAAAUAUAAAAGUCGAAGAUACAUUUACGGACGAUUCGAUUGAAAGUAAAACAAACAACAAUAACAACAGCAAUAAUAAUGUUGAGUGCUUUGAGUUAUUGGAAUCUGUCGAGGAACAGAAACUUCUUAAAGAUAGUUUCAACAUGAUUAGCAUCAUUGAAUCGUCGCUUCAUGAACAGCAACAACAACCAAUAAACGAAAAUGUCGAUGAGAAUUCAUCACAACAAUUCUUUUCCAAUCUUAUCGAUGAAAAUUUGUCACAAUUUAAAAUUCAAGUUCCAAAUCUUUUGCCAAAAAUGCAUUUUGUGUGUGAGAUUGGAAGUCGAAUCUUGUUUAAAUCCAUUGACUGGCUUCGUGACAUUCAAGUGUGGAAAUUGUUUAAGUCAGACGAACAAAUCGAAAUGCUUAAAAACACUUGGAAUGAACUUUUAAUUAUUGGAAUUGCACAAAUCGCUUCAUCAACAUCACAAUCAGUUCAACUUAAAUCGAUGAUAAUAUCGACGCUUGUUAAUUAUGUCAAGUCUUUGAUUGUGUGCUCAACAAAUGAAACAAAUCAGCAUGGUGAGAAGAACGAAACAAAGUCAGCGAGUGUGAAGAAACUUAAGAAAAUGUUGAGCAACAUAAUGAUGAUCAAUAAGUUUAUCGACUCAAUAACUAAUCUUGAAUUGAAUACAAUCGAAUUCGGUCAUUUACGAAUGUUCUGUCUUUUCAAUCCAAACAAAUGCUACCCAAUGUGUUCAAAGAUGCAAACUUAUCAUCAAAAGGUUGGCGCUAAUCUUAAAACUUUUCUCAAAAAUCACAACAUUUCAAACGAACAAAUUCAUGAUCGUGUUAUUUCCCUCCAUCAAUCACUUUCGAUUCUCUCGUCACUUGAUGUUAAAAUUAUUGAAUGUCUCUUUUUCAAUACGUUAGUUGACUUUAUCAAGAUUGAUAAUGUAAUUCCUUAUAUCGUCAACCUCAACAACAAUUCGGACACAAACGAAAGUCGACAAAAUGUUAAAGUUGAAUUAAACGAUGAAAAUAAUUUAAUGUCCAUUAAUAACGAAGAUCAACGGUAUUACAACAAUAAUUAUAGUGGAGAUGAAAAGUAGUAAAUAAUAAGUUAAUAGUAUUAACAAAUAUGUCUCGACAAUAAUGAUGAAAAAUAGUUGAAUAAGUUGAAUUUAUUUAGUUAAGAAAUAUAUUAAACAUUACUUAUAUUAAUUAUCUCUUUAUCAGUUUCAAAUUUUUUUUAAGUAUUGCUUAGUAUUAUUAACUGGCCUUUUAUGAAAUAAAUAUUGCAAUAUGAAUAUUUUGUAUUACAUUUCUUCUUGUUAAUUAAAGCACUUUAAAAAGAAAGAAUAAAAAUGAGGAAUAAUGUUUUAAACUCGC
Molecule: messenger RNA, 2156 nt
Organism: Clunio marinus
Lineage: Eukaryota; Metazoa; Arthropoda; Insecta; Diptera; Chironomidae
Source: the annotation of a GenBank genome assembly